Messenger RNA from Mytilus californianus (California mussel), 3471 nucleotides. RefSeq names its product A disintegrin and metalloproteinase with thrombospondin motifs 16-like. Gene Ontology annotation, biological process: proteolysis; extracellular matrix organization. Bases 305 to 3166 code for a protein of 953 amino acids. Gene Ontology annotation, cellular component: extracellular matrix. The record is from RefSeq and is a predicted model, not a curated record. Lineage: Eukaryota; Metazoa; Mollusca; Bivalvia; Mytilida; Mytilidae. Gene Ontology annotation, molecular function: metalloendopeptidase activity. The transcript is spliced from 25 exons.
UACUAAUUGUUCUGGGUAUAGGUUUUUCUCAUUGCUGAAGGCCGUACGGUUGCCUAUAAUUGCUACAUCCACUUUGAAUUUUGAACUUUGGUGGAUUGCUUUCUCAUUGGCAAUUAUACCACAUCUCCUUUUUUAUAUGUGUAAAUGAGAUAUAUUGUAUUGGUAUGUUUUAUUUUCUAUUGCAACCAAUCUAGAUGAAGCAAUGAUUGACUUGAAUCAUUCACGUGCAAUCAACUGGGUAUAAAAUAUAUGGAAUACGUCUCUUUGGUCUUUUAACGACUAAACAAAACGGCAGUGCAUAAUAAUGGCUCGAGAAAAAAGACUCAAUCUUUUUAUCGUUUUGAUUUUAAGUAUCCACAGCAAAAUUUUGGCAAAACCUUUGUUAGAUGAUAGUCACAUCAAUAAAUACAUCAGUUCUAAAAAACUUCGUGAAGAUGGAUUUAAUGAGUUUGAGUUGACUUCAGUCCAAGAGGUAACAAGUUCACAUCAACAGAGCCUAGAUGCUUCAUCAAUCCAUCGACGAAGACGGUCAGUAGAUUCCACAGAAUCAUAUGAUAUUGAAAUAUCUGCAUUUGGGGAAUCUUACAAAAUGACUUUCCAACAUACCAAGUCGAUUCUGCACCCUUCAGCUAAAGUUUCCAUAAUGAUUGAUGAAGAGGAAACAGAAUGGAAUGGAGACCAUCCGGAUUGUUUUUUGAUUGGAAAUGUCCAUUCUCAUGAUGGAACUGUCUCGGCAUCAUUUUGCGAAGAAUUGCGAGGAAUGAUGUCAACUAGCGACCAUGAGUUUCACUUUGAAGUUUUACCACAUCGUAUUCGAAAACGUAGUUUAUUGAGGGAUGAACCGCAUACAACACUUAUAGCAAGAAAACGAAUUGAAGAUAUACAGUUCUCAGAUUUAAGCCAAACGAACGAUUACAUUCCUAUUAAUCAAACUGAGUAUAGCCAUAAAAGAAUACAUAAACGGUCGGUACCUUCUUCUGACUUCACAAUAGAAUUGGCAGUGUAUUGUGAUGCUGACUUCUUGUCUUAUAAACUACCAGCUACUGACAUAACACGCAGAGUUGAAAUCAUGCUUUGCAAAUAUAAUGCAGUGCAGUUUGAAUGGAGUCGUGCUGAUGUGUUAAAUUAUAACGUCACUCUAUCAAUCAAACUUUUGACGUUUUUUGAUACAAACCCAUCCUGGUACAACGCUUCCACUUCUCUGUCCGUUCCCUUGAAAACUAUAUGUACGGGAACUCAAACCUUAGCUUAUGAUCAUGUACAUGUUCAUACAGGCAUACCUAAACCAGAAUUGGGAGGAUUAGCUUACCAAAAUGCAGUUUGCAAUACUAGGUACAGAUGUGGUGUUUCUGCAGAUGGGAUUACAACAUAUGUCGCAACAGUCCAUGAAAUAGGUCAUAACAUGGGUAUGCUGCAUGACGCUGAUAGAAAUUGUUCAUCUCCAGACGUUGGUAUUAUGGGUGGUGCUGGCGUGGGAUGGAGUACAUGUAGUUGCAAUGAUAUGAACACAAGGUUACAAACUGGCAAUCAUGGGUGUCUAUGGAUAGAAAAUAUUGCUGAUAAUGAAGUUACCCCAGCAUCUUUACAGGGAUUGAUAUUAGUGCCAGAACUUCCAGGUCAGAUGAAGACAGCAGAUGAAAUAUGUGAACAGUUGUAUGGAAGUGGAUUUAAAUACCGUGAAUAUCCGAAUGUUGUGGACCCAGUUUGUAACAUUUAUAGCUGUGUCGAUCAUAACGUUGGGAAUACACAUGGGCAGAUGUUCAAGCAGUCUGAUUCUGUUACCGGUUUAUACUGUGAAGAUCAAAAGAUCUGCUUUGGCGGUGCGUGUGUUGAUUGUUCUGAAGCUCAAUUACCUAAUCCUGAAGUACGUGCAGGAGGAUGGUCGGAUUGGGGAACCUGGACAACCUGUUCCCGGACAUGUGGACGAGGAAUGCUUUACAGACGACGAAUAUGUAAUAACCCAACUCCAAAGAACAGUGCAAAUUGCGAUGGAAAUGAAUACGAAGCUGAAGGUUGCAGUCUUACGCCAUGUGCUGGGGACAGUGGCACGGAUUCUAAUCUUAUAGUACAAAGAGCAAACGAGACAUGUCAAAGACUGAUUGAUAACAACAUCAUUAAUGGAACAGAAUAUACAGCUUCCGGAUCUAUUUACUCAUCAUUAAACCAUGGUGUAUGUGAAGUUUUUUGUGAAUCAACUCCAGGGUAUACAAGACCUGAUUUUACUAGAUUUGGAUUGAUAGAAAACGGUACGCCGUGUCCUGGAACCUUAGAUACUGCGGAUGCAAAUCAAUAUCCCCGACGCCCAGGGUUUUAUUCUGCUUGCUUAGAAGGAUAUUGUCAGAGAUUUGACUGCGCCAACACUCUGAAUGCUGGUGUAUUUGAUGGAUGUGGCGUGUGUAAUGGUGACAAUAGUACAUGCAUUAUCCUAGAGGGAUAUUUUACUGAUGAUGUAGCUCAAUGGCAACGAAAAGAGUGGACACAAAUUCCUGUUGGUGCAUAUAACAUUGAAAUAUCAUUUGUAUGGAACGAUAUGAAGAAAUAUUAUACAGAAAUAUUUGAUGAAGAUGGGACUCCAAUUAUAACGAGUAGCAUAGCCGGUGAAUCUAGAAUAUUUCAAACUGGAGAUAGUCCGGUCUAUUUUAACGGAACUUGGUGGCAUAAUGAUGCUUAUGUUGCUAUCAUGCAUGCCGAAGGACCAUUGAUAGGGCCAGUGAUUGUGAAGGUGUAUAGUUAUGGAUCAAACAGUAAUACUGGAAUGAAGUAUGUUUAUUCUGUGCCCAUUAACACUGCAACAGACAAUAUGAUAACAGACGAAAUGACAACAGCAGCAUUGAUAUCUAUUCCAGUGACCACAACAACCAUUACACAAGCAAAUAUGAUAAAUGUUACAGAUGCCAUUGACACAACAACUGUGGAAAAAACAACUAUUAUGACUACAGUAGAAGCAACAAAUACAAACGCAACAACAACAGCAACACUACUAACUUUUAAUUUGAAAUAUGUGUAUGUAGUUGGUGGAUGUGGGGGUACAGGAGUAUUGAUUACAAUAGUAGUCCGUCUUCAUAUCUUAUACAGGAAGAAAAAGAAAAAUAGUGUCAAGACCAUCUCCAUCAAAAGUAAGCCCAAGAAUAUCACAGAUCCGUUAUUUAUGAAAAGAAGAAAAUGACUAAAUGCACAUGUUUGCAGUAGGGAUUUUUUUUGUAUAUAACAAUAUUUUUUUAUUCUACGUGCUGUGCUAACUAAAAGUGUAUUUCUUACUCAUACUAUUAUGAUUAACUUUCAUAUAAUAUUCUCAUUUCUAGGACUAUAAUGCCUCAUCUGAACAGAUAGAAAAGGCAUUUCCAUACAAGAUAUAUUAUUAUUUCCAUAUAAUAAAUUUAUUAUUGUUAAGUUUGAGUAUAUUGUAUUUUUGUUGAAUUCUUCUCACACUGAAUGUAAUUUUACUAUUUUUUUAAUAAAGAUUUUUAUGAA